AUGGCUUAUGAGGAGCUGAAAAAAGGCAAUAGUCAAUAUUUUGGAACACCAAUCAACCAGAAGCUGGUGAAUACUGUCUGCACGUGUCUGUACAGCUGAUUGUAUACGUCCUUAAGAUCACAAAGUUAACCGAGUUAGCAAACCAGAAAAUCUUGAUCUAAAACCUAGACAAACAAGAAUAUGUGAAGUGCUUUGACUCUGAUCACAUUCAUAGCUUAGAGUGGAUGAUUGAAGCAUUGUUAUUUGUUGGAAAAAAAAAAACAAAAAACAAAAAAACAAAAAACCUUUUCUCUCAACUCACCCCUCCAUUCAGAAGGAUUGAUGAGAAUCAACCCUUUGCCCUCCAACGAUUGACUAGCAUCUAACUAAUCCCCAGAAUCACACAUUGAGGUCACGAGAAUUAAGAGAAAGAUCAGCAACAGAAGAAGCUCUUGACUUUUAAACAAAUUCUCCUUGUCAGUACCUUUCAAAAUGCGGUGAGAACAGAUUGGAGAAUAUGGAUGCUGAUUUCAGGGUGUAAAGGGUAAAUACAAACUCAUGUGAUGGCCAUGGCUUCUGUAAAGGGAAAACAUGAGAAAGGAAAGGGUGUGGGAAGUUUUGGCGUCUCAUCGUAGGUAGUCAUCCUCUAUGGCGAGCUUCAACAUUUUGAAGCCACAACUGAAGCCCAAACAACAACCUGUAUAACUUGUUGUACAUGUGGCUUGCAGGAAGGUAGGGAUAGGAGUAGGUUUAUCAUUCUGUAACCAUAAGUUAUCCUGGGAUUCACCCUGAAGUGCUGAAAAGAUAAUAGUUAUUUCCUAUAUGAAUUGCUCGCUCGUUAAUUUAUGUUUUGCUAAAUUUCUUUUUCUUCAUGGAGUUUAACUGAAUAUCUUGUAAUGGCUUCACUGUCUAAAAUUUUCGCGCCAACAGCGACGUAUCCUUAUCAAGUGGUUAGAGCUAGACUUCAAAUUAGGAUGGGAGAUUCAUUAGCAAACUAUUAA
Messenger RNA from Pocillopora meandrina, 980 nucleotides. Lineage: Eukaryota; Metazoa; Cnidaria; Anthozoa; Scleractinia; Pocilloporidae. The record is from the annotation of a GenBank genome assembly.